Alosa sapidissima (American shad) is the source of this 8928-nucleotide messenger RNA. RefSeq lists its product as uncharacterized. Gene Ontology annotation, biological process: adherens junction organization; cell-cell junction assembly; cell morphogenesis. Lineage: Eukaryota; Metazoa; Chordata; Actinopteri; Clupeiformes; Clupeidae. The record is from RefSeq and is a predicted model, not a curated record. Bases 474 to 5528 code for a protein of 1684 amino acids. Gene Ontology annotation, molecular function: cadherin binding; calcium ion binding. The transcript has 14 exons. Gene Ontology annotation, cellular component: catenin complex; plasma membrane; adherens junction.
GAUCAGCGGACCCCAUAAUGCAUGUGAUUGGCUUUUGUGUCGCUCCAGACGCGGGGUGUAAUUGCAACGGUUUAUUAUAACACGGACAAGUCAAGUCGUCUAAACAAGUGCGAAACUGACGGGUGUCUUAACAGACUAUCAUACUUGCGGCUUUUGGUGUCUGGUAUUUCCCCCUCGUCGGGUGUUCAAGCCUCCAUGGGAAACUGAAUGAGACAUUCUGCAUGAGAGGAGCAGAAGAAGAAGGACAGGCUUGGGUAGAUAGAGGGGGAUAUUAAAUAAGGAGGAGUGACUGGCACCUGCCCUACAGCUCUCUUUGAAGGGCAGGAAAUAGAAACGAAAGAAAGGAGUGACCAGAAAAGAGGAAAAAAAGGGAGAGAGUGGGGGAAAGAGAGAAUGAAGACAAUUGGAAUCCAAGGGUUUCCUCUCGGUGUCCGUCACUCGCACUAGAAUUUUGGACCCUGGAACCAGGAAGUAUGAUAAGCAGGAAGUUGCUCUUAUUGGUCUCCCUUUUCUUGUGGGAGGAGUUUGGCAGGGCGGGGUCUGCGGUCAAGGUGGUCCGGAGGAGAGGACUGAGCGGGCAGCGUUCACUUAAACCCGAGGGCAAGGUUCUGGCUGACCAAUGGGAAGAAAGCCCUGAAAAAGUCGGCUUGGCAACGAGAAAUCUCAAGGACUUGCUUGCCCGCGACCAGGCCGAGCGCAGCGACCUUUCGGUCAUAAAGAAGCUCUCGCAGAACCACGCCACUCACCCCCUACUCACAAAACGUGAGGAUGGCCAGAGUUUUGGGGUAAAACUAGACGGAUUGGACUCUGCAGUGCACGGACUGUCUGGCAGCAACGAGGCGGCUCUGGAACCGAGGAAGAGCAGGAAUGGCACCAGGGGCGCUGACAGUUCCCUCCCUAAACCUGGGAGAACUGAUAAAGGUCUGCCCAUUCAUCACAAGAUAGACUUUGGCCUCCACCCAAACAGAACCCGAACCAAGUCCCUGGCCAGGUCCGGUGCCAGAGCGGGGUCUGCUGUCCAUCCUGGCCAGACCCCCAAGGGCCUCUCGCUGGAGUCGCCCAGGAAACUCAACCUGACCGGCAGCUAUGGCGUGCUAAAGCUGAUCUCCAAGGAGAACCUGGUGCGGAUCGUGAACUCCCAGCUGCAGAGCAUGGUGGGAUUGAAUUUCCAGGGCAAGGCCAGUCGCAGCAGGAAGAGGGAUCUGAUUGAUGUGGACCAUAGCCUGCCGACGGCCUCGAAGGUGAAGCGGCAGGACCGGGCGGUGGCCUCGGAUCUCUAUGGCAUCCCGGACAAUCAAACAGAGGAGCUGCACAUGAGCGCGACGUCCCACGUCAACCUCAACACCGAGCAGGCCGCGCACAGCCUCUGGAAGCCAGUCAGCGAGUUCUCCUCCUCGGACUCUGUCAUUGGCCGGCCCAGCGAGCGGGCCUCACCAAAAGGUCAGCUCGUCACGGAAACCUGGAGCAGCAGCAGCAGUGGCGUCGUUGGCGGCAAGCGGCUCAGCGCGCACCUGGCGUCCACCCCUCAGGCGGAGGUCCUGAACACCGAGAGGGACGCGUCCUUUGGCUACAGUGACACCCAGGCCAUGCUCCGCAGCGGGACGUCCAACUCGCCCCAGCGCUCUGACGGCGCUUCUCCCUCCGUCUACACCCUGGACCCGUGGGGAGUGCGGAGCGUGAGCGGGGGAGGCAAGAGAGAGAGGGGAGGUGCCCCCGUGGAGGACGAGGUGGACGAGGAGAGGGAGGUCAAGGAGUACGCGAACAAAAACGAGGCACUGGAGGAGAGCAUCCAGCCUCCGGAGCUGGAGUCCAGCGUGACCCAGGACCCCGUGUGGGCCGUGGCCGAGCGGCCCAACAGCAGCCACGUCCUCAAGCUGCGGCCCGAGACCGAGUGGGCGGCAGGGAAGACAGGCACUGGUGGCGGCGGCAGGAUGGGUCACGGACUGAUGUUUGAAGAGGCGGAGAAGGUCGAUGAGGACAACAAUGAUGAUGAUGACGAUGAUGAUGCCGGUAAUGAGGGCAGAGGCCACAACGAAGGCGGCGGGAAACGUUCUCGCAGCAGGCGAAGCUGGAUCUGGAACCAGUUCUUUGUGAUCGAGGAGUACACUGGCCCAGAACCUGUGCUCAUCGGACGGCUCCACACAGACAUGGACCGGGCCGACGGCCGCACACGCUACAAGCUGCGUGGGGAUGGUGCCGGCUCUGUGUUUGUCAUCGACGAGAAGACGGGCAACAUCCACGUCACCAAACCCCUGGACCGCGAGGAGAAGGACGAGUACCGCCUAAUCGCCACAGCGACCGACCGACAGACCGACCGGGCGCUCGAGCCCUCGUCCACUUUCAUCAUCCGCGUGCAGGACAUCAACGACAAUCCGCCCAUUUUCGAGGAGGCACCCUACAGUGCCACCGUGCCAGAGAUGGCGAACAUAGGCACCUCCAUUAUCCAGGUGACAGCUACUGAUGCGGACGACCCCACCUACGGCAACAGCGCACGGCUGGUGUACACGCUGGUCCAGGGGCAGCAGUAUUUCUCCGUGGAUCCCCAGACAGGGAUCCUUCGCACAGCUGUUCCUGACAUGGACCGGGAAACUCAGGAUCAGUAUUUGGUUGUCCUACAGGCCAAGGACAUGGGGGGCCAUCUUGGAGGUCUCUCAGGAACCACCACAGUUACUGUGCACCUGAGCGAUGUGAACGACAAUCCACCACGUUUUUCACAGAGUAUGUGGUCAUUCUCCGUGUCGGAGUUGGCAGUGCCGGGAGCGGAGGUGGGCCGUAUCUCGGCAACAGAUGCCGACCUGGGCGAGAACGCCAAGCUGGAGUACACCAUCCUGGAGGGCGAGACGGGGGACAUCUUCAACAUCACCGGCAUAAACCAGGAGGCCAUCAUUGUCCUCAACAAGCCGGUGGACUAUGAGAGCCGCAGCUCCUACUCGUUCUCGGUGGAGGUCCUGAACCCCAUGGUGGACCCUCGCUUCCUGCGCCGCGGCCCCUUCAAGGACCGAGCCUCCAUCCGCGUAUCUGUGCUGGACGCCGACGAGCCGCCACGCUUCUCCCGCACCCGCUAUCGGCUGGACGUGUCUGAGAACUGCCCGCCUGCCUGCACUGUGGGUCGGGUCAGCGCGGUGGACCCGGACACUGGGCUCAACACCAACAUCAGGUUCUCCAUUGACCCCCAGUCGGACCCUGAGGCUCUGUUCCACAUCACCCCGGAUACAGGCCUCAUCACCACGGCAGCCGAGCUGGACCGUGAGCGCGAGCAGUGGCACAACAUUACGGUCAUCGCCAUGCAGAGAGACAGUCCAAGCCAGGUGUCCAGGGUGGUGGUUGCCAUAGAGACGCUGGACCUCAAUGACAACGCGCCCGAGCUGGACCGCCAGUACACAACGGCCGUGUGCGACUCCACGGCUGCCGGACAGGUGGUGCAGGUGUUGCGGGCGAUUGAUAGAGACGAAGGGGGGAAUGACAGCACCGUCCAUUUCAACAUCCCUGCAGAGUCCGGCACUGCCCUCAACUUCACCAUCAGGGAGAGUGGAGGUCCCACGGCCAGCCUGGUGCUGGUGUCCCCGCUGCAGACGCUCUCCCGCUCACCAUCCUCGUCGCUGACCCUCCACGUGCCCCUCAUCCUGCGUGACGGCGCCUCGGGCAUGACCAGCACGGGCACGGUGACGGUGACGGUGUGCCCGUGCUUGCGCGGCGGGGCACGUGCCAGCGAGAAGGAGCGCCAGCAGGAGGCGGAGGGCAGCGAGUGGGAGCGCGAGGCCGUCUGUCUGCCCCAGCCGUCCUCCUCGCCCUCCCCGGGCCUCAGCACCGCCGCCCUGCUGGCCAUCCUGGCCUGCGUGGCCACCCUGCUGGCUGUCAGCGCUCUCUCGCUCUCGCUGCGGCGGCAGAAGCGCGACUCGCUCUCGCCGCUGGAGGAGGACGACGUUCGCGAGAACAUCAUCACCUACGACGACGAGGGCGGCGGCGAGGCCGACACGGCCGCGUUCGACAUCGCCGCGCUGCAGAGCGCACCUCACAGCGUGCGCAGGGGAUACCGCACCCUCGACAGCAGGAACAUACGGUACUCGCAGCACGUGCAGGAUAAGAGCCGCACCUACAGCUGGGCGCAGGCUGGGGCUGGCGGGGGCGCAGGGGCGCUGGAGCCGGCCUACUCGGCCUCGGUGGCGCCCCUCUACGGACGCCUCUGCUACAGCAGCCAGACGCUGCCGGUGCUGCGCCGUGGACAGGGCCCGCUGGAGCCCGGCGCCGCUGAGCUCGGGGGCUACCGCAUCCCCGGCGGCCCGCCCGACCACUCGCUGGUCAUCCAGAACCAGGGUGCCAUGGUGGGCACGCUGGAGCACUGCGCCAUGUACGGGGAGCCCGGCGGCGGCGGCGGCGGCAGUCCCAGAGAGGGCACCACGUCUCAGGACGGAGCAACGGCGUCGGAGGGGGGGACGCCACGGACCAACGACAGCAAGGAGAGACUGGGCGGAGGGACAGGGACGGACUCCAGUAGUGACGCCCAGCAAAGCCAAGACCUGGACUGGGUCCAGCCGGAGCCCGGCGCGCGGGAGCAGCAGACGCUGGUGCUGACCCGCUCCGGUUCGCUGGCGGGCACCGCCACCGGCAUCGCGGCAGGCGGCUGGCUGUGCGACUCGGCCACGCUACCGCUGGCCGGACGUCGGGCCUCCCGUGCCGACUUCUCCCCGAAACGCGGCAGCAUCGCCACUGCCGGAGGGCCCUCGGAGCCCGUGCUGGACGGCGGUGGCGGAGUCAAGGAGACCCAGACGCAGUCGCUCAGCCGCAACUACGCCACGGUGGUGCCCGUGGACGGGCCGAGGGACUACAUGGGCAGCCUGGGCCGUGGUGGGGGCUUGGAGAUGGGCAGCAGCUUCGUGGUGGCACGGCCCGAGAGGGAAGGGGGCAUCCCGCUGUCGGGGCCGCCCUGCGGGGGUCUGUACCCGGACGGCGGGGCGUUCAUGGCGGACUGGCGGGAGCGGGUGGGCCUGGGAGGAGGAGGAGGGUACGUGCUGGCCAGGAGGGAUAUGACGCCCCAGCUACUGCCGUUCCCCGGUCAGGGCCGAGGCAGGGCGGCAGCGGCGGCAUUCGGAGCGGUGCUGGGCUACGGCGGCGGUGGCGGCUGGGGCUCGGGGCCAGAGGCAGGCAGGGCUGUGGCGGGGGGAGCAGGCGGGGGUCAGUCUCUGGCCCUGCGCGUGGGCGAGUUCCUGCGCCUGCGUCUGGCCCAGGUCACCUUCGACCCCUCGCAGCCGCCGUACGACUCGGUGCAGGUGUACGGCCUGGAGGGCACGGGCUCGCGGGCCGGCUCGCUCAGCUCGCUGGAGAGCGAGGGCGACAAGGAGGCCGACAAGGAAGAGUGGGGCAAAGGCAUGGAGGAGUGGGGGCCCCAGUUCCACAAGCUCGCCCUGCUCUUCCGCGAGCGGGAGAAAGAGAGAGGAGACAAGAAAGGCAACGAGGAAGAGACAGAGCCGAAGGAGGGGAACCAGGACGGGGAGAAGGAGACGAGGGCGAGCGAGGAGGCCAAGGACUGAGGGGAAGGGACAGCAAGGGAGAGAGGGAAUGAGAAGGGGAGGGGGAGAGAGGGAGAGAGAUAGAGAGAGGUGAGAGGAUGAUUAAGAAGCAACAUGAAAAGAGAGGGCGAAGGAGAGUGAGAUGAAGAGGGAAAGUAAUGGGAGAGGACAAAGAAAAACGAGCAGAGGCUAGUGGCGGUGAGGCAGGGGCCGAGGGAGAGAGUGAUUGAUGCAAUUUAAAGCAAUAAGUGUUGAAAGGCUUGAUGUGAGCACAGACAAGAAGACAUGGUGCUUCUCUAUUGCGUAUUUACUGUUUGUUAAGUGUUCUGGACACCCUACGAAAACAAGGAUUCAAAGCCUCCUAGACAGUAUUUAAUUAUGCUCUGCGUGGAGGGAGAUGGAGAUGGAGGGAAAGAGACAGAGGGAGGGAGAGAGGGUGAAAACAAGAUUGCAAGAGAAAGCCUGUGAGAGGGAUUGAGAGAUUGAGAGUGACUAAGACCUUAGAUAAUGUUUCUGGGGCAUUGCGAGACAAAAGCAACCACAGGGGAGCCACAGAAACUAGAGUAGCACACGGUGGAUAAGAAAAGUAAUAAGAAACAAUGGCAUGGGAGUGGAAGGGAGAUUUGUCCAGAAUCUGUUGCUUUUAUACAUCCUACUGACAGUAAAGUGAAUAAUUCAGUUUGCCAUGUCAGUCCUAAAGGAAGCUAUAAAUAUUUAAACAUUAAAGGAAAUAAACGUCUGUUCCUUUUGAAUAGGAUCAGAGAAAUCCACAGUGGGGAGACGUGCUGUUUCAGUGGAUGUCAACACCCAUAAUGUUUCCCUGCAAAAUUUGCUGUAAUAAUAGGCACGCACCCCCAACACAUGCACAAUUUAACAACAGACACACACACACACACAGACACACACACACACACACACACACACACACACACACACACGGAUAUUACAAAAUCCCAAGAAGGCUGUAUCCAAUCUUGGCCUUGCAAAACUUGCUAUUGGAGAUGUCUCCCAUUUCAGACCUGCAGGAACUGCAUUGCAUUGCAUACUGUUAAAGCAUUGAUUGUACUCAAUAAGUCACUAAAGCAAAAAAGUGAAAUUAGUUUGUUUUUGUGGAGUGAUUCAGUGCAUCUUUGCCGCGUCCUUCAAUGUAGAACAUGUAUAGUUUGUAGGCAAUGAGAUCAAGUAGUCUUUUGCAAUCAGUGCCACAGAACUCUCCACCGCUGAUGUUGAAAUGGAAUUCCAUGACGUGCUGAUUAUUCUAAACAAAUUGGAACCGAUGGACCCUCGGACCUGCAGAGCCAGAUGGAAUCGGAAUGCAAAUGGACUUGGAGACUAAAACUGGAAAGCACUUUUCUACAUGUGAAGUUCGAUGAUAGAUCUGAAAAUAUUGUGUUUUUUUAUCAUCAUAAAAGAUAAUCAAGGCGAUCACAAUGUUCUAUGUAAAUGUAAUUCAAAUGUCACUGAAUGCCAUUGUGAACAAUGUAAUGACUGUAUUGUUGACGUUUCAAAAGCAUAGCAGGAAAGAGGAAGUGAUAGGGGGAAAUGUCACAUUAAGAGCCAUGCCUGGACCACUGUUCCUGACUCACGUUAAGCUGAAUUUAAGUGUUCCCCUCACUGUGCACCUGUGUGCUCUCCGUCCUAUGCUGGUGUUACACAUAGCCAACGCCUGUCCAAACCAUAGAUACUGAAACGCUAUAGAUUGGCCACAUUACCGUGAUUACAGUUUUCUAUUUAGCCUGGGUACACUGUCUAAUAUUGCUAUGGAUACCAUUGAUUUUCUAAUGAGCACGCAAAGCUAUCUUUUGGCUGUAAUUAUUUCAGUGCUGACUGAAUGAUUGAAUAUCCAGCAAAUGCAUCAUUAAAGGUUCUCCAUGGUUGCAUUCACUCUUGAGUCCGAGAUGGAGCAAAUUAUUGAUGGAAAUUGCAGUGUCCGGUCUAUGCUUUUCUAUGUCUAGGGUUCAAGAAAACCCAUUUGGACUGAGCUGAACCCUUCACUCCCAAGUGGCCCUGUCUGACAUGCAUUUCCUGUUAUUAACACAGAUUUUGUACACACGUCAGUUAUUUAGAUGCUGAAAUUGUACCCUACACACUAUAUGUUGCAGGAUUUUGUUUCAAUACUCUCCCACCCUAUUUUGCUUGGCUUAUACAUUUCAACAGACUAUGUACAAAAUGCUCAGUGAAUGGAUAUUGAAGUGCUUUUGCUAGGGGGAGUAUCUGAUUGUACUCCCUUUCAGAACUCCUCUCUCCAGCAGCAGGCCCACCUGCCUGCCAUGGGCAGAUUACAGAGCCGUCUGAUGCUGUAUGUGUUUGAAAUUUGAAACACUCAUGGCUGCCCUGCAGUUGCCAAUUCCUCACCGAGUUCACGUUUCAGAUUUUUCUGUGUGAAUACCAAUGUUGAAUGGCUAGAUGGUACAGUGUGUUUGUGUGUGUGUGUGUGAAAGAGAGAGAGAGAGAUCACAGACACUACUGGCACAGGAUCUCCCCUGGCUUUGACCAGUGAAAUGGGCGACAGAGUCUCUGAUCUGUGUUUAGCCGACUGAUGGACCUUUCAUCCAAGACCCUGACCUUGCUCAGACCCGACUGAACCUCUGUGUUUCACUGUGUACCUGACCGGACCAAACCAGAACCACUGCAUUAUUGUGCACAACCACGGAGGGGUGGAAUGGGCGUCAGAGCCUUUGGACUCCACAGGGUGUUGACCUGGGCAUGAGAUCAACCACUCUCCCUGAGAGAAUAGUGUGUAUGUUGUUGGAAGAGACUCAUAGCUUUUCAAUUAGGCCACCAGCAAAACAAACAUUUUUGCUUGUACUUCUGCUAAAAAAUAGUGAUUGAAUGAGCAAGCAACAAGUCUGCUAUUAAAAAACGGUUCCAGUGUGAUUUCGAAAUCAUCUUUAUUCAAAUGGGUUCUUAUUAAAUGUGAACUAUUCAUUGAACUCUCCAAAAAUGUGAUUAACAUCUUGUGUGAAUCUGUGAUGUGUUGCUCCUAGAGCUUCCUACACCACAGCCCCACCCUGGAGUCAAAAAAUAGUUCAGGCUCUUCAGUUGGUAUCAAACUAAUUGUAAUGGUGACCUGAAGUCCUUCAGCAAGGCAGUUUAUUGGCUUAGACAAACAUAUUUUCAUAACAGCUAUCCUUUUUGCACACUACUUAGUUAUUGAAUAAGCAGAACAGCGAACUUCAGGCAGAGGAGGUGUGUGUGUGUGUGUUAGUCAGGGUCUCAUUGGAAGGGGGGGACCACUGACCUUGAACCCCCUGUAGAGGUCACAAGGCUCUGAUUCCUUUGGGUAUUGUACUGCUCCUGCACGAUGUAAGAGGGGCUCUUUUGUGAAGCUAGAAAAAAAAUCACAAUGGCGUACUGAAUAAAGUGUAUUUAUUCUGUUGUAUUUUUCUUUUAUUCCUUUUUCUUUUUUGUAAAAAUUGAA